AUGGGCAGCUUGUAUAAGGAUGAGCAGGACAACUGGAUCACAGUGUGUCUCAAGUACCUUCUCUUCGUUUUUAACUUCCUGUUCUGGAUGGGUGGUGGGGUGGUGAUGGGUGUCGGGAUCUGGACGCUGGUCGAUAAAGGAGAGUACCUGAGCCUGCUGGCCUCCAGUACAUUCGCCGUGUCCGCUUACAUUCUGAUCCUGGCAGGAGGGCUGGUGAUGGUCACGGGGUUCCUGGGCUGCUGCGCCGUCAUACAUGAGCAGAGGAGCUGUCUGUCCACGUACUUCUCCUGUCUGCUUCUGAUCUUUCUAAUUGAGUUGGUGGCUGGUGUUCUGGCCUACGUUUAUUAUCAGUCGCUGAGUGAAGAGCUGAAGCAGCACUUGAGCAAGACAAUGACAGAGAACUAUGCCCAACCUGGAAAAGAGAGCAUCACACAUUCUGUGGACAGACUACAGCAGGAUUUCAAGUGCUGUGGGAGCAACAACUCAUUUGACUGGACACACAGCGCGUACAUCAUGUCCCUGGAAGCGGAGAAAAGAUUGGUCCCAGACAGCUGCUGUAAGACCAUCACCCAUCAGUGUGGAAAGAGAGACCACCCCUCAAACAUCUACAAGGUGGAGGGCGGCUGUAUCACUAAACUGGAGCAGUUUCUGUCAGAUCACUUGCUCAUUAUUGGUGCUGUGGGAAUAGGUGUGGCCUGUCUACAGAUUUGUGGAAUGGUGUUCACCUGUUGCCUGCACAGGCGAAUUAAACUGGACCCGUACUGACUGCUCAGAAAUGUUAUAUGCCUUUCCUGACACUCAAACACACACAAACAUAGCCUUACUACCGUUUCCAUUUUAAACUGCAUGACCAAACCCAUUUACAUUGAUAUAAGGGCUUUAUUAUCUUUCAUUGGUUAAAUUUUUAGACAAAUGUUGCUAUUGUUAUUGAAUCCUUAUAAUCUUAAUAGUCUUGAAAGAUAUGGGAUAUUAUUGUCAUUUAGAUGUCAAGGAAUUGGUCAGAAAAAAACACAAAUUUUCACUUUUAGUAAAUUUUAAUAUAUCAGAGUAUUUUUUAUUAACCACAUAUUUGCUUUGAUUUACUCAUAUUAAAUGUAUGUAAUUUGCUGCUCAAUCUUAAGGAGGUGUGGGAACCAGCUUAUAGGCACAAAAUACACUGGACCAAUGUCAAA
Carassius carassius (crucian carp) is the source of this 1172-nucleotide messenger RNA. Its product is annotated as tetraspanin-11-like. Bases 1 to 765 code for a protein of 254 amino acids. The transcript is spliced from 7 exons. Lineage: Eukaryota; Metazoa; Chordata; Actinopteri; Cypriniformes; Cyprinidae. Gene Ontology annotation, cellular component: membrane. The record is from RefSeq and is a predicted model, not a curated record.